Messenger RNA from Ipomoea nil (Japanese morning glory), 1449 nucleotides. RefSeq lists its product as uncharacterized. The record is from RefSeq and is a predicted model, not a curated record. NCBI's taxonomy places the organism in Eukaryota, Viridiplantae, Streptophyta, Magnoliopsida, Solanales, Convolvulaceae. The transcript has 3 exons. The coding region runs from base 1 to 1449 and encodes 482 amino acids.
AUGGGUGGAAAAAUUGAUAGAACUAUUAACAACGGAACAUCACCUCCUAUAUUCCGUAUAAAUGGUCAGAAUUUCCAUCGGAUUGGAAGUUUAUUGCCUGCUCUUGGCACUCAACCAAAAUUUGCACAGUUAUACAUUCACGAUACAGAGAAUGAGAUACAAAAUCGAUCCAACUCUUUCAGGACGGAAAACAAUGGUUCUGCAUUUCAUCUUGAUGUAGUUCAUGACAUUAAGCAAGACCUAGAUGAGCACAAUGUUUUGGUUAAGUCAUUCAGAAUGGCCAAGUCAUUUAUGGAAUCUAAUCCUACAAGUGAAAUUAGAAUGAGAUUAAUAGGGAAGAGGUCUAAAGAUGCUAGAACGUAUGCGCUACCAACUACUUCCGAGGUUGCUGCUCUCAUUGUUGGAGAUCUAGACCCUGGCAUGGGCGAACGUGAUAUUGUCGUCGAGUCUAGAUCGGGGAUGCUAAAACGAAUAAGUGAAUUAAACCCAGCAUAUCUACCAUUGCAAUACCCGCUUUUAUUUCCAUAUGGAGAGGAUGGUUUUAGGGAAGACAUGCAUUUUGCAACACAUGGUACUAAACAAAAUUUUGCAAGAAAGAGUGUUUCACAAAGAGAAUACUUCGCGUUCCGUGUUCACGAAAGAUCAAAUGAGAUUUCAACUAUAAUGUACGCUAAAAGGUUAUUCCAACAAUUCUUGGUUGAUGCGUAUACUAUGGUUGAAUCUUCGAGGUUGCUAUAUAUUCGGUCAAAUCAAAAAGCUUUGAGAUGUGAGGCGUACAAAGGUCUUUCUGAUGCGUUAACACGAGGUGAAGUUCAACCUAGCUCGCAAGGUAAAAGAAUAAUAUUACCUUCAAGUUUCACGGGAGGAGCAAGAUACAUGAUACAGAACUACCAAGACGCCAUGGCAAUUUGCAGAUCUAUAGGUUAUCCAAACCUGUUUAUUACCUUUACAUGUAAUCCUAAAUGGCCGGAGAUUCAACGCUUUUUGGAGAAAAUAAAUUUGAAAGCUGAAGAUCGUCCGGACAUUGUUUGCAAAGUUUUUAAGAUGAAGCUAGAUUGCUUAAUAAAAGAAAUAAAAUACGGCAAACUGUUUGGUCCGGUAAGGGCAGUGAUAUACACAAUUGAGUUUCAGAAACGCGGUCUUCCACACGCUCACAUAUUACUGUUCCUACAAGGGACGAGCUGCUUUGCCAAUCCUGCUUUUAUGGACACGAUCAUUUCUGCCGAGAUCCCAGACAAGUUGAUUGACGUUGAGUAUUACAAAGCUUUCGAAGAAUUCAUGGUUCACGGUCCGUGUGGUGUUGCCAGGAGCAAUUCACCGUCCAUGGUAAAUGGAAAGUGUUCGAAACAUUUUCCAAAAAGAUAUAUUGAUGCAUCCCAUUUUGACCAGGAUGGUUACCGGUUGUAUCGAAGAAGGGAUGAUAAGAGGACAAUAAAAAAAAUGGAAUAG